CUGGCAAAUGUCUAAUAAGAAAUAUUUCUCACGGAAAUAUAAUUAAAGUCGUAGAAGGCCAACCCAUUAUAGAACUUGAACAACAGCAAAGAAAAUUAAUGAAAGGUGCUAUGGCACUAGUACUUAAAAGUAAAAAGGAGGAACCUGUGGAUAUCGAGGACGACAAAGAAUUUAUGUCAUAUUAUGAACCGGAAAUUCCGUUUCAAAAAGUCAAACCGCCUAGAGAUAUUAGAAGAAAAAAACCAAAAAUCACAGAGGAGAACUCUCGGAAUGAAUAUCCUGAAAUAUUUAAACCAAUCUUUGGCAUGAAACAUCCAUUAAUAAAAUACUUUGAAUCAAUACGUCGUAAUAGAACUGAUCGAUGGAGGCAACGAGCAAUUAUUGUGCAAGGAAUAAGAUAUAUACGUGAGUUAAUCGAAUUAAAAUAUCCGAUACGUUCGAUUUGUGUUACUUCUGCUGCAGAACCUCCUUUUCCAACUAUGGAUAAAAUUACCGGUGCUACAAAAUAUGUCUUUGAUCAUUUGCCACAAUUUCCCGCCGAAAAAUAUUACAUUACCGAUCAGGAAAUGACAAGAAAAAUUCUUGGGCAAUGGGCAUUAAUUGGACAAUGGGAAGCUUAUGCGGAGGUUCCAUUUCCCGAAGUUAAUUACCCUAAUGAAAUGAAAAAAUUAUUAAUUUUAGAUAAAAUUGAAGAUCCAAUAUUAGUAGGACAAUUAAUUAGGACGGCCAAAGCAUUAGGCUGGGAUGGUGUAUUUUUAACGCCAGGCACUCCAGAUGUAUAUGAUGAUCGAGUGAUGCGAGUAUCCCGUUAUAGCUCAGUUAUUUUUCCGCAUAGACAUUCCAAUUGGAUGGAUGCCCGUGAAAUUAUGGCUGAACAUAAUCUGCCAAUGAUUAUUCUUGAAUCUUUACCUCCAAGAUUAAUAGAAUCUCUUAAAUCGUCAUCUAAGAUUACCGGUAAAAAACGAAAUCUAUAUUUCUGGAAUAAAACGAAUGGCUUACUGGAAAAUGAUAUUGCUUUUUCAAGUGAUCGCAUCGCUUUAAUAAUAUCUGCCGAUCUUGUUCACCAAUUUCCAGAAGAUACUGUACGCGUGACAGUUCCAACUGAAAAUUAUAUUUCAUUAAAUUCUUCAAUGGCUGGUGUCAUCCUUUUGAAUGAAUUCAAUCGUCUCUUAGACGAAAACAAAAAAAAUAAUCUGCUAAAGCGUUGA
Molecule: messenger RNA, 1208 nt
Organism: Ambispora leptoticha
Lineage: Eukaryota; Fungi; Glomeromycota; Glomeromycetes; Archaeosporales; Ambisporaceae
Source: the annotation of a GenBank genome assembly